This is a messenger RNA of Capra hircus (goat), 1974 nucleotides long. RefSeq names its product PDZ and LIM domain 3 (gene PDLIM3). Gene Ontology annotation, biological process: actin cytoskeleton organization; muscle structure development; heart development. Gene Ontology annotation, molecular function: muscle alpha-actinin binding; actin binding. The record is from RefSeq and is a predicted model, not a curated record. Bases 95 to 1189 code for a protein of 364 amino acids. Gene Ontology annotation, cellular component: Z disc; stress fiber; filamentous actin. The transcript is spliced from 8 exons. NCBI's taxonomy places the organism in Eukaryota, Metazoa, Chordata, Mammalia, Artiodactyla, Bovidae.
CCAGCGAGGACACUGCCCCGGGAGUGGAGUGGGCCGUGCCGCUCGGGGACACUCGCUGCGGCCCCGCCCGAGCAAGGCCGUGCCAGGAGGCACCAUGCCCCAAAACGUGGUCCUGCCCGGGCCGGCGCCCUGGGGCUUCAGACUUUCGGGGGGCAUAGACUUCAACCAGCCUUUGGUCAUCACCAGGAUCACUCCAGGAAGCAAGGCGGCAGCUGCCAACCUAUGUCCUGGAGAUGUCAUCCUGGCUAUUGAUGGCUUCGGGACAGAGUCCAUGACUCACGCUGAUGCACAGGACAGGAUUAAGGCAGCAGGACACCAGCUCUGUCUCAAAGUUGACAGGGCGGAAGCUCGCUUAUGGUCUCCACAGGUAACUGAAGAUGGAAAGGCUCAUCCUUUCAAAAUCAACUUAGAAUCAGAACCACAGGAUGUGAACUACUUUGAACACAAGCACAACGUUCGGCCCAAACCUUUCAUAAUCCCAGGCCGAAGCAGCGGACGCAGUACUCCGUCCGGUGUUGACGGCGGCAGUGGGCGUAGCACCCCUUCUUCUCUCAGUACUCUUAGUACUAUUUGCCCAGGUGACUUGAAAGUUGCUGCUAAGAUGGCCCCUAACAUUCCUUUGGAAAUGGAACUUCCUGGUGUGAAGAUUGUACAUGCUCAAUUUAAUACACCCAUGCAGUUGUACUCAGAUGACAAUAUUAUGGAAACACUUCAGGGUCAGGUUUCAACAGCUCUAGGGGAAACACCCUCGAUGAGUGAACCCACGGCCUCCGUGCCCCCCGAGUCGGAUGUGUACCGGAUGCUCCACGACAAUCGGAAUGAACCUAGUCAGCCUCGCCAGUCGGGCUCCUUCAGGGUGCUCCAGGAACUAGUGAACGAUGGCCCUGAUGACCGUCCUGCUGGAACUCGGAGCGUAAGGGCUCCAGUCACAAAGGUCCAUGGCGGCGCUGGCGGCACGCAGAAGAUGCCAUUCUGUGACAAGUGCGGGAGUGGCAUCGUUGGUGCGGUUGUGAAAGCGCGGGACAAAUACCGGCAUCCGGAGUGCUUCGUGUGCGCAGACUGUAACCUCAACCUCAAACAGAAGGGCUACUUCUUCGUGGAGGGGGAGCUGUACUGCGAAACUCACGCCCGGGCCCGCAUGAGGCCCCCAGAGGGCUACGACACAGUCACCCUUUAUCCCAAAGCUUAAGCCUUGGGCAGAACGAGCACGCACACACCCACGCGCGUCCACACAGGCUGGUGUUAAUGGCUUUGGGGCAGAUUUAUAGCAAAGUGUUGACGCCAAAUCUAGAACCAAGAUUUUAGACACUUACUGUAUUUUUAGGAGAAAGAAUUGGAGGUACAUGCCUGUUGUAACACAAACAUGCAUUCAACUGUUUGGGGGGGAGCUUAGCAAUAACUUAAUGGCAUUUAAAGCAAUAAUUUUUUCAUGCCAUUCUCCACAGUUUCCAUUUAUAUUAUUAUGACCAUCAAACAUGUAAACAUCAAGAUAUUUGGGGAGUCCAAUUGUCUUUCCUUAACCAGCUGAUUUUGCAAUUCUAGUAAAUACCAAAUGACAAUCUUGUAUUCUAACAAAACCUGCAGUGUCUGUUAUCUGUUUCAACAAUUACAGUGCAUGUCAGAAAUUUUCUAGAUCUCUCUAGUUUCAUAUUCAACAGUCAUACUGCUGGAUGCAACAUAACAUAAUAAAUACAUAAAAUAUUUUUAAAAUACCUAACAAAGUGGCACUUGCUGAAUUCAGAUAAAAUCAACAUUCCAAUGAGGGAGCCCAGUCCUAACUUGCCGUGUACAACCUGAGUUGUACACGAGUGAUAACUCGAAUAUUUUAAGGAAAAAAAUAUGGUUUCUUUAAUUUUUAUAACUCAUUUGCUCUUUCUUAGAGCCCACAAUUUCUGCUGAUUGGAGGGGCAGUUUUAAAUUUGCCAGUUAAAGGUGAUACAGUCUCAGAUUAAAACAGUUUCUGUUGCUUUGAAA